Messenger RNA from Erythranthe guttata (spotted monkey flower), 1832 nucleotides. RefSeq names its product calcium-binding EF hand family protein. Gene Ontology annotation, biological process: calcium import into the mitochondrion; mitochondrial calcium ion homeostasis. The record is from RefSeq and is a predicted model, not a curated record. NCBI's taxonomy places the organism in Eukaryota, Viridiplantae, Streptophyta, Magnoliopsida, Lamiales, Phrymaceae. Gene Ontology annotation, molecular function: calcium ion binding. Gene Ontology annotation, cellular component: uniplex complex.
AAUGAGUCAGCCCGAAUAUAAAGUAAAGAGACUUGUUCCCCGCUGCAACAACUUGGAUAAAACUAUGUCGUCUUGGUCACUUCUCCGUCGUUCCUCCCCCUCGAUCCACCGCUUUCCUGCCGUCCGACGCUUCUAUUUCCGCCAAUUCUCUGCCUCACCUCCACCUCCCGACUCUUCAAAGUUUCUUAAUGACGAUUUAGAAACCAAUAUACUAGGACGAAUUUCAGCCGGCAUAAUUACCGCCUCUGCCCUUGUAUUUUCUCUUUACUCCUUUUCUUCAUCUUCUUCCGAUUCCCCAUAUGUAUCCUUCGCCGAUUCUUCAGCGCCUGUCCCCGCCCCCACUGCCGCCGCGCUUUCCCCGCCUAGUCAAAAUAAUAAAUCUGUAUUUCUAUUUGGAGAAGCAUAUAGAAGGAAAAUAUUCUUUAACUACGAGAAACGAAUCAGAAUGCGGAGUCCACCGGAGAAGGUGUUUGAGUAUUUUGCAUCUGUUCGUGCCAAUGAUGGAGAAGUUUUUAUGACACCAGCUGAUCUGAUGCGAGCACUUGUUCCUGUAUUCCCCCCUUCUGAAUCCAACCUUGUAAGAGACGGACAUCUCAGAGGGGAAAGGAGUCCUGGUGAAUUGCACUGUGCCCCAUCACAGUUUUUUAUGCUAUUUGACACAAAUGGUGAUGGUCUCAUAUCAUUUAAAGAGUAUCUAUUCUUUGUUACAAUUCUCAGUAUACCAGAAUCAAGCUUUUCAGUGGCAUUCAAGAUGUUUGACCUUGACUGCAAUGGGAAAAUAGAUAGAGAGGAAUUUAAGAAAGUGAUGACAUUGAUGCGAGCUCAUAAUAGGCAAGGGGCUGUCCACAGCGAUGGAUUUCGAGCAGGAAGCAAGCUCGGCGGUUCAAUAGAAAAUGGAGGCCUAUUAGAGUACUUCUUUGGGAAAGAUGGCAAGGAUCUUCUUCGACAUGAUAAAUUCGUCCAAUUCUUGAGACAUCUGCACGAUGAGUUGGUGGAGUUGGAGUUUGCUCACUACGAUUACAAAUUACGAGGAACCAUAUCUGCAAAGGAUUUUGCACUCUCAAUGGUUGCAUCAGCGGAUUUGAAACACCUGAGUAAGCUGCUUCGUCGUGUUGAUGAGUUGGAUAAUCACCCAGGUCUUGGUAAUAUUCGUAUUACACGAGAGGAAUUCAAGAGUUUUGCCAAGCUGCGAAAAAAGUUGCAACCCUUCUCUUUGGCACUUUUUAGUUUUGGGCAAGUAAAUGGGUUGUUGACAAGGAAGGAUCUCCAACGUGCAGCUAAUCAAGUGUGUGGGGUCUCGCUGACAGACAAAAUGCUUGAAAUAAUAUUCCAUGUAUUCGAUGCGAAUAAAGAUGGACGUUUAAGUGCAGAUGAGUUUGUUAGAGUUCUGCACAAGCGUGAAAGAGAUAUCGCUGAACCUACAGAAGCUGGUUUCUUCAGCUUUUUAUCAUUCUUUCAAAUGUCCAGUCCAUUUCUCGGUGGUGGUGGUGGUGGUGGUGGUUAUCCCCAUGAACUCCCAGUUCACCGCAGCAGCACCGAAGCUUGACUCCGACAGCUAAUAUUCAUAAUUACCUACUUUGCAGUUGCUUUUGGAGAUACUGGCAAUAUUGUACAAAUGAUAUCAUCAAUCUAUAUUCUCCAGUUAGUAACUUAUAUAAGAUGAAUAGACCUCAUUUUUCUCUUGUGUAAUUGGUUUACUAAGGAUAACAUGCCUCUGCUUCAGUUGUCUUCUUUUUUUGUUCUUUCUCAAGGUGUAUGUAUGUAUGUAUGUAUGUAUACAAACCGCAGGGAGCUUAGUAAUUAAUAUACUCUUCAACUCUAUUUUAAUUUUC